AUGAGGAUUCAGGACAAGUAUAAGGCUAAGACAAAGCCAUCUUCCGCCGCCGGUGGUGGAGGAAAUACAAAUCCCACGCCGGCUAUAUUGUCGUCGUCAAUGGCGUCCCCGGUAGUUAGCAUUCAUGCUUGCGUGGAGUCCGGAGAUCUCACCGGCGUGCAGAGGCUAAUCACCCAAGAUCCUUCUUCUCUAAACCAAAGGAACAUUUUUUUGAUUCGAUCGCCAUUCCACGUUGCCGCUGGUCACAAUAGAAUUGAUAUACUGAAUUAUUUGUUGGAGUGGAGAGGAUCAGUGACGCUUGAGUUAGAAGCCAACAACGUCUACAGAGAGACCCCUUUGCACGAGGCAGCCAAGAAUGGAUUCAACGACGCUGUCGCGACACUUCUUCAACACGGAGCCAACAUCGAAGCCAGAACCAAUGUACAUCACCUACCUCAUCAUCUCGCGGUUGGUUACGCGCUGACGUCCGGCAACAACUCGGUUGUCAAGACGCUGUAUGAAUACAACGCUGAUUUCUCAGCAGAAGAUGAUGAAGGGAUGAUUCCAUUCAACUAUCUUCCAUCCGGAGUCGAAUACGAUGAACUGAGGCUACUCUGCCAAAUUGUGGAAGAGCCAAAGGACUAUGGCGAGUGUGGAAUGAAGGGGAAGAUGAAUGAAUUCAACUUCGAGCUAUCGAAGAUCUUAGGCUUAGACGAGCUGAAGGCGCAGCUUCGGAAAUGGGCUAAGGGGAUGCUCUUGGCCGAGAAGCGUCGCGCUAUGGGCGUAGACCUCGGGCCGAGGAAAGCCCCUCACAUGGCUUUCCUCGGGAACCCUGGCACGGGCAAGACUACAGUUGCAAGAAUCCUAGGAAAACUACUCUGCUCUUUAGGGGUUCUGUCUUCGGACAAAGUAACCGAGGUGCAACGAUCGGAUUUGGUUGGGGAAUUUCUUGGACAAACCGGUCCCAAGACGAGGAAAAAGAUCGAAGAGGCGAUGGGUGGGAUAUUGUUCGUGGACGAAGCAUACCGCCUAACCCCCACAGACUCCGGAAGCUCCAUCGAAUACGGCGUGGAAGCUCUCGAAGAGAUCAUGUCAGUGUUGGAGGACUGCGACCUCCUCAUGAUCUUCGCAGGCUACACGGAGCCCAUGAGGCGCGUCUUCCCAUCCAACGCGGGCUUCUGCAGGCGCAUGACGCACUUCUUCCAGUUCGAUGAUUUCAGCUGCAGGGAGCUCGCGGAGAUGGUGAUGAUCAAGAUGAGCAAUCAGGACGAGAGGAGCCGGCUGUUCAGGUUUAGGCUCGGUUCUUGCUACGGCGUGGAAUCUGUUGCUUAGGUUAUAGAUAGGAAGACGAGCGAGACUGUUAGCAUGCCUUGAAUCUGUUCAGAUUAUGUUUCCUAAUUGGGAUAGGAUUAUGUUUCCGAAUUAGGAUCGGAUCUCAUGUUGCCUAUUUAUAUGUGAGUAGAGCACAUAAUUCUGUGAUCUUAGAUCUGAAAUCUGUAACUGCAGUCAUAAUACAAUUUGU
Messenger RNA from Salvia splendens (bonfire salvia), 1501 nucleotides. RefSeq lists its product as uncharacterized. Gene Ontology annotation, molecular function: ATP binding; ATP hydrolysis activity; protein binding. The transcript has 6 exons. The record is from RefSeq and is a predicted model, not a curated record. NCBI's taxonomy places the organism in Eukaryota, Viridiplantae, Streptophyta, Magnoliopsida, Lamiales, Lamiaceae. Bases 1 to 1311 code for a protein of 436 amino acids.